UGAUUUCAUAAAACAGAGUUGAUUUGUUCAUAAUUAAUUUUGUUUUCGUGUUGUUAUCUUCAUGUGUUUUGCAUUUAAGAACUAAAGUUUUACGAUUCAAAAUUAUUAUUUUUUUUUUUUUUUUGUUUUUGAUUCUACUGAUGUCGGAAUAACAUACUUCCUUGCGUAAACUAAUAACAUGGCAGAAGGCACAACGGGAACAACACAAGACCAAGGACGUGGCCAUGAAGAUUACUAUUUGAUAGCUGACCAAGAUCAAAAUAAUGCGAACAAAGAAAGCGCAAAACGUUAUUCAAGGUGCAGCAGCGCGGGCAGCAUUCACACACCAAACUCUUCACCCCAUCACACAGAUGAUGAUGAUGAUAGCGGCGAUAAUAGUAUUGGACGUGCAGGUGCAACGGUUACCACUGCUUUAAGUUAUAAGGAACGGCGUCGAGAAGCCCAUACGCAGGCCGAACAAAAGCGUCGCGAUGCUAUUAAAAAGGGUUAUGAUAAUUUGCAAGAAUUGGUACCCAAUUGCCAACAAAAUGACACUUCGGGUUACAAAUUAAGUAAGCAACUUAUAUUGCAAAAAUCGAUAGACUAUAUUGGGUAUCUAAAUCAGCAAAAGAAGAAGCAAGAAGAGGAAUUUGCAUCUCUUCAAAAGGAGGUAAUUGCCUUACGUAUUAUACAAAAUAGUUACGAACAUAUGUUGCAACAUCAAAAAGCUAAUCCCGGACCUGAAGAAGCUCGCCUUACCGAUGAUGCAAAAUUUCAAGUGUUUCAAGCUUUGAUGGAUGAAAUGUUUAUAACCUUUCAACAUAUUCCAAUGGACAAUUUUAAACAACUUAUUGCCGGUGUUAUCCCUUGGUUGGAAGAGCAUUGCAAACCACACAUAUUAAGAAAUAUAUUAAGUUACACGCUUCAACAGAUGCAAGCUUCUCAGAAUCGAAAGCAGAAAUCCCCACAAGAAACAUCUGAUAUGGACGAGCAAGCCGCCCUUACUUUUAGUUAAUUUUCUGUGAUUUUAUUAUUUUUACUUAAGCCAUUUAUAGUUUUAUCUUUUUUUUUUCUUAACG
Glossina fuscipes is the source of this 1058-nucleotide messenger RNA. It is a transcript of the gene bigmax, whose product is annotated as max-like protein X. Gene Ontology annotation, cellular component: nucleus. The transcript is spliced from 4 exons. Bases 179 to 994 code for a protein of 271 amino acids. The record is from RefSeq and is a predicted model, not a curated record. NCBI's taxonomy places the organism in Eukaryota, Metazoa, Arthropoda, Insecta, Diptera, Glossinidae. Gene Ontology annotation, molecular function: DNA-binding transcription factor activity, RNA polymerase II-specific; RNA polymerase II cis-regulatory region sequence-specific DNA binding; protein dimerization activity. Gene Ontology annotation, biological process: regulation of transcription by RNA polymerase II.